Schistosoma rodhaini is the source of this 2081-nucleotide messenger RNA. The record is from the annotation of a GenBank genome assembly. Lineage: Eukaryota; Metazoa; Platyhelminthes; Trematoda; Strigeidida; Schistosomatidae.
AUGUUCUGGUUUUUUCUUCUCUCAUUUUUGACAUCUGAAUUUUUUCACAUUUAUGGAGAUAUGAUGAGGAAUCCAAGACCAAUGAAUUCUUCAAGAAUCGAUAAUCUUAAUUUAUGUAGGACGUUAUCCACAUAUAGGAAUUCCAGAGAUGGUUAUAAGGUGAUGUUCCAAGAUAUAACAGAAUACAGAAAACUUGAAAAGAUUAUUCUCAAUUUUAAUGAGAUCCCAUUAAAGCUCGUACAUGUUAACAAAAAUCUCCUUUUGGAUUUUGCAAAAACUGAUGAUAUCACAGAUAUGGAACUUUAUAUUCAUGGAUCAUUUUUUUAUCACAGUGUGGAGGAAAUGUUCAGAAUGUUACCCGCAGAAAUAUCUUACGAUGUUAUUGAUCAUCACCUACAGAAUCUCAUGAUUUCUAUUUUAACUUACGAAACAAGAAACAUGAAAUUUGGUUAUUCGGCUUCAGAACUGCAACAGUGCUUCAAAAUAAACGACUUUGCUGCUCAAUCACUUAACAUUUUUGGUGACCUUACAGUUAAUUGGUUUAAAGCUUUUAGCACUGGUCUUACGCGGUACCUGAAUACGAGGAAAAUAUUACAAAUUAUGAGAACAAUUUUGAAUUCAGGACCCAGCAAAUCGUGCAGUCACUGUAUGAGAGACCUAAGUUUGGGCUGUUCAAAUUUAGAAAAGUGCUUUACAGAUGAUACUAAACAAAUAUGUUCAAAACCGUGCAACAGUUACUGUAUAAACGUUUUUCGUGGAUGUUUAGCUCCAUUUAUCUUAUUUUUCCAUAAACAAUCCAUCUACUCAAAUCAAAACUUAGUACGGAGUUACUCAAACCCGAUUCAGUUUGAUGAUUUGAACUAUUUUUUAAGUGCCAUUACUGUGUAUAAUUUAAUUAAAAAAGGAAUUAAAGAAACAGAUGAAAAUGAAGCCUUAAUCCAAGCCAAGCUUGAAAAGUUUUGUAGAAGAAAUAAGCCGCGUACUUUACAAACUACUACAAGUUUGUUCAGUAACUUAAAUGGAAAUGAUCAUACACUAAAUGAGACAUUGAGUAAUUAUUUGCAACUUAAUACUGAAGAAUACAACAAAUUAAAUAAUUUCAUUAAGAAGGUUGCAAGGGAUUUAAAUUCAUAUCUUCAAGACAGAGACGAUAAAGUUCAGUAUAUGCGUAAUAUUGAAUUACUUUAUUGUUCACAAGAAGAUAAAAAUCAAUGCUGGAAUGGAUCAUCAUUUGAUCGGUAUACACGUGAAGUUCCAGAGUUCACUAUAAAUGGACAAUUAAAUAAUCCUGAAGUGAAAAUAACAAUCAAUGACUUAAAAUAUAAUUUUUUAAAUGAAAAAAAUGUUAUACGUAAGGAGAGGACAGACAAAAAUAAUGCACAAAAGGUGAAUUCUAGAAGCGACAUUUUACUGACUAACCCUCUACUUAAUCAGAAGUCGAAUAGAGAAGGCUCUCUCAUUUCAGAGUCAAGUGGUACACACCCUUCAAUUUUGCCAGGUGAUAUAAAUAUACCUCAGACGAAUCCAUAUGUUUUUGAAUCAAAACCACCGAGAUAUUUCAGUGAAACUGACAACCGAGCUGAAGUCGUCAAUACAGAUGAUUUAUCGGAUCAAAUUGUGGUUCAAGGGUGUUUUGUAGAUGAUGAAGAUUGUGAAUUAAAUAUUGCUGUUAAUUCAAUCGAAGAUAAUACCAAUGAAAGACAGUUCACAGUACUUAGUGAAAAUGAAUCUUUCAACAAUUUAUCUGAGUCUAAGAAAAAGCUGCAAGAUGAUCCGGUGAAUGACAAUAAAACAAGGGAAUUUACAAAGAAAACUGAAAUAUCCUCAGAGAAAGUACUGAAUUCUUCGGCAUCUAAUUUCUCGACGAAUUUGAAAGUACAGGAAAAUGUUAGUUUCAACAACAAAAUGUCAUCGAGACUGGUCUGCUUUGUUUGUAUCUUCUCUAUAAAGCUUUAUUCAUUCACAUGUUUAUAAUUUUGAACAAUCUUAAAUAGGUCGUUGUAAAUGUAUAUAAAUCCCAUGUGAAUAAUCAGUAGUAUUUUACUUGCUUUUCACUACUAAACUUUCCAUUUUGUUGAAAC